Molecule: messenger RNA, 1656 nt
Organism: Panicum hallii
Lineage: Eukaryota; Viridiplantae; Streptophyta; Magnoliopsida; Poales; Poaceae
Product: putative dual specificity protein phosphatase DSP8
Exons: 6
Coding region: 239-1363 (374 amino acids)
Biological process (GO): protein dephosphorylation
Molecular function (GO): protein tyrosine/serine/threonine phosphatase activity; phosphatidylinositol-4,5-bisphosphate 5-phosphatase activity
Source: RefSeq, a predicted model, not a curated record
CCGCAACCUAACACGCCACCUGUGCCCGUCGCCGUCCUGGGUUUAGUUGAGCCGCCCCGCUUCCUUCCCAUUUUGGCGUCUCGAAGCCAGCAGAUUAAUCACCUCUCUCGAUCCACAAAUCCCUCCCUCCCUCUCCAUUCCGCUCCCUGGAAUCGAGGGGCGCGGGAGGACACCGCGAGGCGCGCCGGCUCCUAGGGUUUCCCGGCCGGGUGGGGGGCUCCGAUCCGUGCGGGCGGGCAUGAGGAUUCGGGAGCUCCGGGAUGGGCUGGAGGUGGAGGAGGACGAGCGGGCCGAGGAGGCGAGCGGCGGCGAGGUCGUCGCGGUUGUGCGGCUGAAGGCGAAGCGCGCGCUCGUCGGCGCCGGCGCGAGGUUCCUGUUCUACCCGACGCUGCUCUACAACGUCGUCCGCAACCGGUUUGAGGCCGAGUUCCGCUGGUGGGAUCGCGUCGACCAGUAUGUUUUGCUAGGUGCUGUUCCGUUCCCUAGCGAUGUUCCUCGCCUGAAGCAACUUGGAGUUAGAGGAGUUGUCACAUUGAAUGAACCCUAUGAAACUCUGGUUCCAACAUCCCUAUACCAGUCUCAUGGUAUCAAUCAUCUUGAAAUUCCCACAAGGGACUACCUGUUCGCCCCCUCUCUAGAGCAUAUUUGUCAGGCAGUGGAUUUUAUCCAUCGGAAUGAAAUGCAAGGUGGUAGCACAUAUGUCCACUGUAAGGCUGGAAGGGGACGAAGCACCACUAUUGUUUUGUGCUUUCUGAUCAAGUACAGGAAUAUGACUCCUGAAGCAGCUUUGGAUCAUGCACGAUCUGUGAGGCCCAGAGUGCUUUUAGCGCCAGCACAAUGGGAGGCUGUUAAAACGUUCAGCACACUGAACGCCACUCACGACACCAGAUGCCUUUCGAUUCAGAGCUCAAAACCAACCUGCCCAGCACUAUCUUAUGAAGAAUCCAGUGAACACUUUGGCACGCUGACCAGCAGAUGCCUUUCCAUACAGAGCUCAGAUGAAGACUCCUCAGUAACAUCUGAUGAAGAAUCUAGUGAAGCAUCCGUCACAGACCCUGAAAUUGAUGGCUACGCCACCACCGAGUUUGACAGCGAGCAUUUUGUUUUGCCUCGCUGCCGGAGUAUGCUGUCCAGGCCGACAAGCCCCACCGGGUGCAGUGACUUAGUCUUCAUAACUGAAGCAGAUCUCGAGGGCUACGAGUCCUUCACUGAUGUUGGGGAGGAUGAUGUUGAAGACGGAGUGGAAGUAGUAGUCCGCCACAAGCCCAUCAUGAGGAAGCUCUCCUGCUUCCUUGGGUCCUUGAAGCUCACAAGCAACUGCGAACCCCCACCGAGUCGUUUGACUGAGGUUCGAGCCUGCUAGGUAGAUCUGCAAUGGUUUCUGCGAUCCUUUUUGUACGUUGUGCAUCGGCAGAGUGUAAUUAGCGGCAUGAGUUUGCAAAGCCAGCGGAAUUCCCUCGGGAGAGAACUGUAUGUUGUUGAGAGAGCUUUGGUCUUCGGGAGAGAAGUGUUUGUUCUGUAGAGAGCCAAAGGUUUGGCCAUCGGGAGAGAACUGUUUGUUUGUUCUGUGGAGAAUGAGAUACUUGCAUUCCUGCCUGAUUGUAGGUUGUACCUAGUGUUUUCCUGGAAUAAAAUGGUGUGCAUGUUUUGAGCGAA